Coniophora puteana RWD-64-598 SS2 is the source of this 1923-nucleotide messenger RNA. RefSeq lists its product as uncharacterized. The transcript is spliced from 4 exons. Lineage: Eukaryota; Fungi; Basidiomycota; Agaricomycetes; Boletales; Coniophoraceae. The record is from RefSeq and is a predicted model, not a curated record. Gene Ontology annotation, molecular function: protein binding. Bases 250 to 1875 code for a protein of 541 amino acids.
UACACCUUCCGAACACGGCCCGGGGUGUUUCAACAGGAUCACACCCAUCGUGAUGAGCAACAGCAUCAGAGGCAAUGACACAGCUCGCAACUCGGGUGUUCUCGAUGUAUGUUGGACCACCAAUUCAAAGAAGCCCGAGCCACGACUUCGAGAACCCCACGACUCUUGUCCUCUCCAUUGGUGAGAUCGCUGACCUAAGAUAACACCGCUGCCUCCGCUGUUCAUUCUAUCCCGGCUUCUGGUCUAUAUAUGCGCACGCUGUUUCACUCCAUGUCUCACUCACUAGUUCGCUCUUCAUUCCCUCCCAUGACCCUCGACGCCCUCCCCAUCGAGCUCCUGCACAAAGUCAUUGCCUUUCUGGACAUCGACGAUGUGCUCACCUUACGCCAGGUCUCUCCAUACUUGGACGCCUCAACCUACGACAACAGAUCAUGGAAGAGAAUCUACAGCUCCAGCCGCUUCCCUCGACCCCCUCUCCCCUCCGCAGACCACAGCAGAGACACCCUCGAACGCAUUCUGCGCCAGAGCAGCGCCGUGCACCGAAACAUGAUCGUCGCACCCAAACUUAGCUCAACACGCGCCAUCCAAGUGUCCGGCGACAGAUCGCCACUCUUGCUCGGCGGACGAUGGCUGCUCACCCGCUCGCCGAAACAAAUUCUUUGUCGUGACCUGGACGCAUCGCCCGCCGCAGAAGGAGAUCGGUUUCCGCCAUCUGUCAUAUAUCAACCAGAGAACGGGAGCGUGGGCGCGUUCACCUGCGCGGAGGUCACAGGAUAUGAUGGGAAACACCACGCGUUCAUCGUGUUCAUCGAGAGAACCACUAGCCUUUCCGUGGUGGUGCUGCAGAUGCAGGGCGGCUGCAACGCCAGUCUGCAUCGACCGUACUUCAAAGAGAUAUACCGUCGACAAGGGCCCUCGCGCUUCGUCACCACUGAAUGGGACCCGCCAUCAGUCGUCGAAGCGAUCAUUAGUCCUUCAGCUUUGCUCAUCACAUGGUCGAGCAGCCGGUACCGUUACGUCAUCCUCGACAUCGACACCUCGCAAGAAGUGCGGAGGUCUCCCGAAGGCGUUGUCGUGCCACCUCAGCUGGACAACAUUGAGGAUCAUCCUCAGGUCGACGCAUGCGUGCCCCCAGAGUGCUUCUCGCAGAGCUACAGUCUUACGAGUUCGCAUCUCCUCGUCGUACGGACGUACACCGAAACGACCGCGUCCGAGGGCCGAUCAGAGAAGACGCGGAUCGAUGCGACGCCCUUGGCUGCUCUCAUCGGCGCCGAGAGGACUCCUCCGUCCGCAUCGUUCGGUGUAGUCGACGGCACGUUGCGGAACCUGCGGCUCUUGCGUGACUCUGCCGUAGAUCUUGAGACUGGGAUGUCCAGCGUCUUCGUGCUGGCUUCUCGCGAGAACGAAUCUCGGCUUCCCGACUCGCCGCCGACGCUAGUUGCUGCUCGUCUUCUUAUUCCCUCGGCUGCGUCUACAGCGCCGAUCAGCAUACAGCUGAUAGAGAUCGAGGGCAUGAGCGACUUUACCUCUAGCAGUCUGGUCGUCCCUCCAUCUGUGAACGGCUCGACACGCAUCCUGUACAGCGACGAAGGAACUCCGUGGCAUCCCAAGUUCGAGGUUGGUGCCCUGGCCGUCGUUCACGAUGAGGAUACUGGCGCAGUCAGAUGCACAGCGAACACUGUAGCUUCUUCUGUGCGGUUCUUUGGCGGCCUCGAGGCUGAGAACAAGAGAUGGAGUCUUGUCGAUGCGGAUCCGAUUCGGGGUAGAGUGUGCUUCGUCGAGGAUGAACUGAACCGGAGAGCACGAAGGAAUAGCAUCAUCAGCAUGGUUCACAUAUGUGACUUUGUAGAAAUAUCUAGCCCGAUGUAUACCUAGCAGCCAUUGUAGCAUACGACUUGUCUUGUUCGAACCACAGAGACUUUG